Molecule: messenger RNA, 5925 nt
Organism: Cryptococcus wingfieldii CBS 7118
Lineage: Eukaryota; Fungi; Basidiomycota; Tremellomycetes; Tremellales; Cryptococcaceae
Product: chitin synthase
Exons: 11
Coding region: 1-5925 (1974 amino acids)
Cellular component (GO): cell septum; cell periphery; myosin complex
Molecular function (GO): ATP binding; cytoskeletal motor activity; chitin synthase activity
Source: RefSeq, a predicted model, not a curated record
AUGGCUGCUCCAGCCUCCAGGUUCCAGGGCGUCACAGAUCUCGCGAGCUCGCUCGCCGUGACAGAGGAUACCACCGUCGUCACCCUUCAAGAACGCUACCUCGCCCACAAGACCUACACCGCCCUCUCCUCCUCCGCCCUCGUCUUCACCAACCCCUACAACUACCUGCCAUCAGAUGGCGACGACUCUCUUUUACGAUAUGUGCAGGAAUACUACCGUGUUGCGAAAGAGGACGACACGGGGCGUAAUGAAGAAGGGGCAUGGAGGAAGGGCGGACUGGACCCUCACGUGUUUCAGCUCGCUCUCAAUGCCUUCUUCAAUAUGAAGCGGACAGGGCAGGAUCAGGUCAUUAUUACAAACGGUCCCAUGGGUUCCGGAAAGAGUGAACUCAAAAGACUAGCCAUCGAAGCCAUCUCCGAAGUCAGCGUCGCCACUCCAGGAAAGAAGGGAUCCAAGCUCGGUCUCCAAGUUGCCAGUGCCGAGUUUAUCCAAAAAUGCUUUGGAAACGCCCAUACUCUCUCAAACGACGAUGCUUCGCGAUACGGCUCAUACACCGAGCUCCAAUUCAACGAGCGAGGUCGACUUGACGGGCUGAAAACGAUCCAAUACUACUUUGAACGGUCGCGCGUAUCCCAGGCGCCCGUCAAUGGCGAACGCAAUUUCCACGUCUUCUACUAUCUCGUCGCUGGGGCUCCCGCCGAAGAGCGGGCGUUCUUCAAGCUGGGCGAUAUGAUUGAUUACCGGUACCUGAAUUGCCGAGUACGGAGGAUCGGGGUCGAGGAUAAGCAUCGGUACUCCCAGCUCAGGCAGGCGUUCAAGGCUGUGGGCAUGUCGAGCCGUCUUGUGGCGCAAGUGUUUCAGCUCCUUGCGGCUGUAUUGCAUAUCGGCAACUUGCAAUUCACCCCAGGUGAUGGCGAGCAGGAAGGUGCACAGGUCGUCAAUGCCGACACGCUCGACGUCGUGGCCGAAUUCUUGGGUGUCUCUUCCGAGUCUCUUGCCGAGGUCUUUUCCAUCAAGACUGUCAUUAUCCGCAAAGAAGUCUGCACCACCUUUCUCGGUCCAGAGCAGGCCGAACAAGUCCGAGACGAGCUCGCUCGGACACUCUACUCUCUCCUCUUCUCUUGGCUCAUCGAGCACAUCAACUCGAAGCUCUGUAAAGACAGCUUUGGUUCCUUUAUCGCCCUCCUCGAUCUGCCGGGUAUCCAGCGCGGAUCUUCCGUCAUCUCAACCAACUCGCUCGAUCAGCUAUGUCUCAACUUUGCUUCGGAAAAGCUGCACAACUGGGUUCUGCACCGUGUCCACCAGACGGCCAAACAAGAGGCGGAAGCGGAGAGGUUGAUCUUCAACAAGGUGCCGUACUUUGACAAUUCAGAUUGUUUGGAAAUGUUGUCGGCUUCGCGAGGCGGGUUGGUAUCGACCCUUGACGAUCUGUCGCUCAAGAAGAAGGCAGAGCAAAACUUGCUUGACAACUUGACGAAAAAGUACCACAGCCACCCAUCACUCUCCAUCUCUUCAUCGCACGGGUACCGCUCCGCUUCGUCCUUUACCAUCAAUCACUACGACGGUCCCGUCACUUAUGAGACUUCCAACCUGCUCGAGCGAAAUGCCAAAGAAACGAGUACCGACAUUGUUCAACUCCUCCGAGGAUCGACGUCUACGCAGUUCCCAGAGAUGGAGUCGCGCGGGUCGAGCAACCCCUUCAUCAAGGGCCUGUUUACCAUGAAGGGGAUCUCGAUGCAGACGCACCCGAAGAGUGAUUCCACCAUUGUGGCUGUCCAGCAAUCUGUCCGUCCUGUCCGAGCGCCUUCGACGAGGCGCAAGCAGAGACGGUCUUUGGUCCCGGUCAAUGAGGAGGACGAAGAUGCGGAGGACUUUGGUGUGGGCGGAGGUAACGACGAGAGCUACUCUUCCAAAGACCUUACCUGCAUCGCCGGUCAACACUUUCACGCCGUCGAAGCCCUGCUCAAAUCAUUCGACCAAACCCAAAUGUGGUACAUCUUCUGCCUCCGCCCCAACGACAGCCAACUCCCAUCGCAAUUCGACCUGCGGGCUGUCAAGUCGCAAAUCCGGAGCUUUGGGCUGGUGGAGCUUGCGCAGAGGUUGCAAGGCAAUGGAUGGGAGGUGAGGAUGUCGUUGGAGGAGGCGUGUGAGAGGUAUAAGGUUGAGUUGGCGAGGAGGGGGAUUAUGGAGGGGCCGGCGUGGGUGGAGAGGUUGAGGGAUUUCAAGAGGUUGUUGAAGGCGAGUGAUGCGGAGAUUGGGAUUGGACAGCAACGAGUGUUCCUAUCGCAUUCUGUGUUCCGCUAUCUCGAAGACAAGCUGCGAGCCAGAGAUAAUGAGGAACAUCUUCAUCAGUACGACGAUGCGGCUUUUGAAGGCCAAAAGCGUAUCCAGACAGACCCCUUUUCCCCUCACCGUCAUCACAACUCUGCCGAGUCUCGACAACUCUACGAUACCUCAUUCCCCGACGAAUCCUCUGCGGCGCUCCCGCUGGUCGCUCAUGCCCAGCCGAACCCGAUGGAGAGCACGCUCGAUCUGGAUGAUAUGCCGCCGACGAGCGUACCUUACGGUACUCACUAUGGAGAUGCGUCCACUACCGAUGUUGGGGAGUAUGCUUCCUCUAAGAGCGCCUAUGCUUCAUCUCUACACAAGAGCGAAAAGGAUCCUCUAGACGAAGAUAAUACCCCAGGCCAUACCCAGGAGACGUACAAAGAGUCUAUCGUCAGGCGUCGAUGGGUCUGGAUGUGUGCCGCGCUUACGUGGUGGGUUCCUGGGUUCAUGCUGUCCAAAUUUGGCGGCAUGAAGCGAUCGGACAUCAGGCAAGCGUGGAGAGAAAAGCUGGCGAUCAACAUGAUCAUCUGGUUCAUUUGUGGUUGUACGGUCUUUGUCAUUGCCAUCCUCGGUCCUUUGAUCUGUCCCACUCAGCAUGUCUAUUCGACUAGUGAGCUGGCGAGUCAAAGUUAUACUUCGCAUCCUGAUGAGGCGUAUACGGCUAUUCGGGGAGAGGUCUUUGAUCUGUCGAGUUUUGCGCCAACGCAUCUUACGGCAGUAUCGGUCGUCCCGAAGCGGAGUUUCAUGACCUAUGGUGGUCUCGACGCUACCGACCUCUUUCCUGUUCAAGUGUCUGCUCUCUGUGACGGCGUGUCUGGCUCGAUCAGCGACUAUGUCACCAUGGACACUAGCAACACGACCGACAACUAUGCUCAGUAUCACGAUUUCAGAGCGUCUACCAACGACUCUCGACCCGAUUGGUACGCCGAGAUGAUGAUCAUGAUGCGCCAUCGAUUCCGCAAAGGUUUCAUGGGCUAUACCAAGAAGGCUAUCAAGACCCAAGCUAGCCAGGGAAGCGCUGUUGGUAUCGUCGAUGAUGUCGUUUACGACUUGUCCGACUAUAUUGCGCAGAAUGGUGGUGGGCUGAAGUUGCCGGAUGGGUAUACUGCUACGUCGCAAGACCAGAGCGACAGGCAGUUCAUGAGCAGUCAAGUCGUCGACUUGUUCAAGUACAACUCGGGCAAGGACGUCACCAAGCUACUCAACAACUUGGCUGGUACCCUUGGACAGGAUGUGGUCGACCGACAGAAAGUCUGCUUGCGCAACCUGUUCAUCAUUGGUAAAGUCGACAGUCGAGAUUCGGCGGCUUGUCAAUUCUCGACCUACAUCCUGCUCGUGCUGUCGAUCAUCAUGGUGACCAUCAUUGGGUUCAAGUUCUUGGCCGCUCUGCACUUUGGCUCUGCUCGAGCCCCAGAGGCGCACGACAAGUUCAUUAUCUGCCAAGUGCCUUGUUACACCGAAGGUGAAGAUUCUUUGAGGCGUACGAUCGACUCGCUGUGCAAGCUUCGAUACGACGACAAGCGUAAACUUAUCAUGGUCAUUUGCGAUGGUAACAUCAAGGGUUACGGAAACGACAAGCCCACGCCUGCUAUCGUCCUCGACAUUCUCGGUGUGGACCCCAAUGCCGAGGCUGAACCUCUCAGUUUCCAAUCUCUCGGCGAAGGUGCCAAGCAGCACAACCAGGGCAAGGUGUAUGCGGGAUUGUACGAACAUGCUGGUCAUGUCGUACCGUAUCUCGUGGUCGUCAAGGUCGGCAAGCCGAAUGAGAGGCAGAGACCGGGUAACAGGGGUAAGCGUGACUCUCAGAUGGUGGUCAUGCACUUUUUGAACAAAGUCCACUUCAACUCUCCCAUGAACCCACUCGAGCUCGAGAUGUACCACCAGAUCAAGAAUGUCAUAGGUGUGAAUCCGAGUUUCUACGAGUAUAUCUUCAUGGUUGAUGCCGAUACGACGGUGGAGGAGUUGUCUCUGAAUCGAUUGGUCUCGGCGAUGAUGCACGACAAGAAGAUCAUUGGUGUUUGUGGAGAGACCUCCAUCACCAACGCCAAACAGUCUAUUGUCACCAUGGCCCAAGUAUACGAAUACUUUAUCUCCCAUCACCUCGCCAAGGCUUUCGAAAGUCUCUUUGGCUCCAUCACCUGUCUCCCCGGUUGUUUCUCCAUGUACCGCCUUCGGUCUCCAGAUACCAACAAGCCGCUCUUCAUCUCCAACGCCGUCAUCGAAGACUACUCGGAGAACCGAGUCGACACUCUGCACAUGAAGAACUUGCUUCAUUUGGGUGAAGAUCGAUACCUGACUACCUUGGUCCUCAAGCACUUUGUCAACUACAAGACAAAGUUUGUGCGGGAUGCGCAUGCCCAGACGGUGGCUCCAGACUCUGGCAAGGUCUUGCUCAGUCAAAGGCGACGAUGGAUCAACUCUACCGUGCACAAUUUGGCAGAGCUCGUGUUUUUGGAUGAGCUGUGUGGUUUCUGUUGCUUCUCGAUGCGAUUCGUCGUCUUGAUUGACUUGGUAUCGACCAUCAUCGCACCUGUUACUGUGGCAUAUAUCGGGUAUCUGAUCUACCUGAUCGUCCACGAUGGCGAAACUAUCCCAACUCUCAGUAUCAUUAUGCUUGCUGCUAUCUACGGUCUUCAAGCCUUGAUCUUCAUCUUCCGAAUGAGAUGGGACAUGAUUGCUUGGAUGUUCUUCUACAUCUUGGCCAUCCCGGUCUUUUCAUUCUUCUUGCCGCUCUACUCUUUCUGGAAGAUGGACGACUUUAGUUGGGGAUCCACUCGUCUAGUUGUUGGUGAUGGCGGAAAGAAGAUUGUCAUCCACGACGAAGGCAAAUUUGACCCAUCCCUGAUUCCUCUGAAGAGUUGGGAAGAAUACGAAAACGAACUCUGGGACCACGAAUCCUCUCAGUCUGAAGAGUUCCUUGCUCCCGUCAAGAGCGAAUACGACUACCGUCCCCGGUCCACCUUCAGCUAUGGCUACGACCAGCCCCAGGGCAUGCAAUCGCGCUCCUUCACCCCCGUCAGCUCGGUCUACGGCAUGAACCACCCCUCUGCCAACGCGAAUCCGUUCGGAGCGACAGACUAUAGGUCGAUCCAGAUGAACCUGGCUCACAGGCCGUUGUUGAGGGAAGAGUCAUUUGACAGAAUGUCGCAAUUUGAUGGAGGGAGCUUGUAUGGCGGGCAGCAGGCCCAUAACCCGUUCGCGGGAGGCUUUGCUGGACAGAGGAACCAGUCGUACACUUCCCUGGACCAAGCUGCGUAUCAAGCACCCUACCAAGCGCCUCCCUCCCAAAGAGGCUACAACCCCUCGCUACACACUGCCGAGGCUUCCACCAUGGAAGACUCUUUCGCCGCACCAGUCGACUAUUUGGGUGCUAUGGCAAUUACAGACUCUCAGCUAGAAGCAAGUAUCAGAAAGAUUUGUAAGAACGCGGAUCUGGACAAUCUUACGAAGAAGGGGGUGAGGAAAGCGUUGGAGAAGGAGUAUGGUUGCGGGUUGGAUGAGAGGAAGGAGGCGAUCAAUAGGCUGGUGGAGAAGGUCCUUACUGGUACGUUUUGUGGAGCUUGGGACGAUCCGGAGCUGACUUGUCUACCAGAGUAG